Clavispora lusitaniae ATCC 42720 is the source of this 1095-nucleotide messenger RNA. It is a transcript of the gene GAL7, whose product is annotated as UDP-glucose:hexose-1-phosphate uridylyltransferase. Gene Ontology annotation, molecular function: UDP-glucose:hexose-1-phosphate uridylyltransferase activity; zinc ion binding. Gene Ontology annotation, cellular component: cytoplasm. Gene Ontology annotation, biological process: beta-D-galactose catabolic process via UDP-galactose, Leloir pathway. The record is from RefSeq and is a predicted model, not a curated record. Lineage: Eukaryota; Fungi; Ascomycota; Pichiomycetes; Serinales; Metschnikowiaceae.
AUGUCCUUCAGUUUCACCGACCACUCUCAUCGCAGAUACAAUCCGCUUUCUGACACCUAUGUCCUCUGCUCGCCCCACAGAGCGAAAAGACCCUGGCAAGGUGCCCAAGAAGAGGUGAAGAAGAACACCCAGCCUGAAUACGAUCCCAAGUGCUACUUGUGCCCAGGUAACACCCGUGCCGCCAACGGGACUAACCCAGCUUACACCUCCACCUAUGUGUUCCCCAACGACUUCCCCGCAGUGCAGUUGGAUCUGCCAGACUACAAUGCGCAAGAGGAGGAGAAUGAAGACGCAGCCCAAAAAGAGAUUGUUCCAGGUGCUGAGCGUGAAAGGCAACUGCUUUGUGAUCUGCUUCAGUCCCAACCAUGCUCUUACAAUCCCGCUUAUGGAGGAGAAGGCCAUCAAGCAGGUUGUGGACACCUGGCAAAACUUGUACUUGGACACGCAGAAACAGCUGUUGCUGGGCCAGGCGCCAUACAAGUACAUCCAGAUUUUCGAGAACAAGGGGCUGGCCAUGGGCUGUUCCAACCCACAUCCGCACGGCCAGGCAUGGUGCUUGGAUGUGGUUCCCACCGAAGUCAGCCACGAACUCAAGAACAUGAGCAAGUAUCUCUCGUCGAACAAGUCGCACUUGCUUGGCGACUAUGUGCGCUUGGAGUUGGAAGAAAAGACCCGUAUAGUGUGCGAGAACGACUCUUUUGUUGUGGUUGUUCCGUUCUGGGCUUUGUGGCCCUUCGAGACUCUUUUGCUUGCCAAAACCCAUUUGCGCUCGCUUGCAGACUUCCUGGACAAGAACAAGGAGGAUCUUGCGUCCAUCAUCAAGACACUUACUACGAAAUACGACAAUCUUUUCAAAACGUCCUUCCCCUACUCCAUGGGCUUGCAUCAGGCACCUUUGGUGGCCUCGGAGGAGGAGAAAAACAGCUCGUGGUUCCACAUGCACUUUUAUCCUCCACUUUUGCGGUCUGCGACAGUGAAGAAGUUUUGCGUGGGAUUCGAGAUGUUGGGCGAGGCCCAAAGAGAUCUCACAAGCGAGCAAGCUGCCGCUCGUCUCCAGGAUUUGGACGGUACCACCCACUAUACUGCUACGCUUGA